This is a messenger RNA of Brassica oleracea var. oleracea, 549 nucleotides long. RefSeq names its product auxin-responsive protein SAUR21-like. Gene Ontology annotation, biological process: response to auxin. The transcript has a single exon. Bases 76 to 366 code for a protein of 96 amino acids. NCBI's taxonomy places the organism in Eukaryota, Viridiplantae, Streptophyta, Magnoliopsida, Brassicales, Brassicaceae. The record is from RefSeq and is a predicted model, not a curated record.
GCAAUACAAACCUUGAAUCUGAGCAUCUAAACUGUUCUAAGAAGCUUCAUAUUUCAAUUUUUCCAGACACAGGAAAUGGCUUUGCUCAGAGGUCUCUUGGGUGCAAAGAAGAUUAUUAACUUUUCUGUAGUGGCUACAAGCAAAAGGACAGUUUCAGUGCCAAAGGGGUUUCUUGCGGUGUACGUUGGUGAAGACCAGGUGCAGAAGAAGAGAUAUUUGGUGCCUAUCUCAUAUUUAAACCAGCCUUCUUUUCAAGCUCUUCUUGGUAAAUCGGAGGAAGAAUUUGGAUUUGAUCAUCCAAUGGGUGGCUUAACGAUUCCUUGUCCUGAAGAUACCUUCGUCAAUGCGACUUCCCAGCUUCAGUGAUGAGGAAGAAAAAAACUGACAUUAGUUUAGCCUGAGUUAGAGAGAAAUUUAUUCAAUGUAUCUAUGUUAACGUUUUUCAUCACUCUUUGUGAAAUAGAGUUAUUCAAGAGGCUACAAAAUGCAAAUGUGUAUGUCAUAGUUACGUGUUAAAACAAUGGUUUCAAUUAUACAACAGCAGCAAGU